Thunnus maccoyii (southern bluefin tuna) is the source of this 9022-nucleotide messenger RNA. RefSeq names its product NOVA alternative splicing regulator 1 (gene nova1). Gene Ontology annotation, cellular component: nucleus; cytoplasm. Bases 504 to 2009 code for a protein of 501 amino acids. Gene Ontology annotation, molecular function: mRNA binding. The transcript is spliced from 4 exons. The record is from RefSeq and is a predicted model, not a curated record. Lineage: Eukaryota; Metazoa; Chordata; Actinopteri; Scombriformes; Scombridae. Gene Ontology annotation, biological process: mRNA splicing, via spliceosome; regulation of alternative mRNA splicing, via spliceosome.
UUGCACUACAAAGGCAACAAUAACAACAGCUGCACUUAUCACACUGAGGACUUCACAGAGAAACAUGGCGUGAAGACGACUUAAGAAAGAUAUUUUCCGGCGCUUUGCUUCUGCGAAGCUGUUGCACUUGUUUUCAUGGCUGAUCGGCUGUCAGCAGACUGUUUGACUGCUGCUUUAUUUUAAGGCGCGGGGUUGUUUUGCGCGUCAACAAUAAGGAGCAUGCUGUUGGAGCGACGGUGAGCGCGUUUAAAUGAGCGCAUUUCACUCAAUGGGAUUUUUAUAUUUAGCUCUGUGAGAGACGCGCUGGACGAGCAGCAGGGCAGCGGAAAGAGGAGACCCCGAAUCCCGGUGCUGUCUGACAUUUUGAUCCCUUUGAGACCGUUUCGAGCCCCCAAAACUUGUCUUUCACAUCGAGGUGCGCGUUAUCGGGCUAUGUGGUGGUGAGGGCGCUGUGUGUGAGAGGGGGAAUAGCGCAAAUUUAUCUAAAGCACCGGGGGUAAAAGAUGAUGAUGGCCGGUGGUGUCGGAGCAGCCGUGGACCAUAACGGGAUAUACUCAAAUCCUAACCUCCACAGCCUGCAGCAGCCCCAUAUGGAGGCUGAUAACCCGGACUCCCGCAAACGACCGCUGGAAACUCCGGCUGAGGAGGCCGGCUGUACCAAGCGCACCAACACUGGAGAGGAGGGUGAGUACUUCCUGAAGGUGCUGAUCCCCAGCUAUGCAGCCGGCUCUAUAAUUGGCAAGGGCGGCCAGACCAUCGUACAACUGCAGAAAGAGACGGGUGCCACUAUUAAGCUGUCCAAAUCCAAAGACUUUUACCCAGGAACAACAGAACGUGUCUGUUUGAUACAGGGUACAGUCGAAGCCCUCAAUGGUGUCCACAACUUCAUUGCGGAGAAAGUCCGUGAGAUGCCCCAGAGCGCCCAGAAACCAGAACCAGUCAGCAUACUGCAGCCACAGACCACUGUCAACCCCGACCGCGUCAAACAGGCUAAAUUGAUCGUGCCCAAUAGCACGGCUGGGCUGAUCAUUGGCAAGGGAGGAGCCACAGUGAAAGCAGUGAUGGAGCAGUCAGGAGCUUGGGUGCAGCUCUCCCAGAAGCCAGAGGGCAUCAACCUGCAGGAGCGAGUGGUAACCAUCAGUGGCGAGCCUGAGCAGAACCGCAAGGCUGUGGAAAUCAUAGUACAGAAGAUCCAGGAGGACCCUCAGAGCAGCAGCUGCCUCAACAUCAGCUAUUCCAACGUCUCGGGCCCGGUGGCCAACUCCAACCCCACUGGCUCCCCCUAUGCUAACACGGCCGAGGUGCUCCCCAACGCAGCCGCAGCAGCUGCCACUGCCUCCAGCCUCCUGGGCCAGGCCGGCUUGACAGGAAUGGGCGCCUUCCCUGCCGCUAUGUCCAGCUUCUCUGGCAAUGAUCUGCUUGCCAUCACCUCAGCCCUCAACACGCUGGCCAGCUACGGCUACAACACUAACACCCUGGGCCUGGGCCUCAACCCUGCAGCUGCUUCUGGGGUCCUUGCCGCAGUAGCAGCUAGUGCUAACCCGGCUGCAGCUGCUGCGGCUAACCUCCUAGCCUCCUAUGCUAGCGAUGCCUCCAGCAGUGCUGGCCACCCUGCUACAGGCCUCGGUGGGUUCUCCCUGGGUUCACUAGCAGCUGCUACAGGGGCUUCCAAUGGUUACCUAAAUGCUUCAUCCCCACUGAUGGCCUCCUCCCUAUUGGCAACAGAGAAGCUUGCGGAUGGAGCCAAGGACGUGGUUGAGAUUGCUGUGCCCGAGAAUCUGGUUGGUGCCAUUUUGGGGAAAGGAGGGAAAACGCUGGUAGAGUACCAGGAGCUAACAGGAGCCCGCAUCCAGAUCUCCAAAAAGGGAGAAUUCAUUCCUGGUACUCGGAACCGUAAAGUUACCAUAACAGGGUCGCCAGCCGCUACGCAAGCAGCGCAGUAUCUGAUCAGCCAGCGGAUCACUUACGAGCAGGGCGUGCGUGCUACCAACCCACAAAAGGUGGGCUAAAAGGAAAAAGAAGAGGAAAGAAGGAAAGGAUGAAGACAGAGAUAGAAGGGAAUUGAGAGGGUCAUGAUGAAUAGAAAAAAGAAACGUCCAAAUAUCUGUUCAAUAUUUCAGUAUCAAAUGAGAGAAUCACAAAGGAGGAGGUGGGGGAGACAACCAAGAUAAGUGUGUGUGAUAUGUGAAUGUGUUUUUAGGACUGACGUCCUGAUGUUUUUUAAAAGUUUGUGUCGAGUCCUUUUGACGAUGGUGAUCAGAGUAAGCUGAACUGGUCCACUGCCAAGCUGCAGAUUCAAGGGUGAGGCCGCAGGGUUUCACCCUCCUCCAACACCUCAUAGCUGUUUAAUUUUCCUUUUUUUUGUUUUGGUUUUGUUGGUUUUUAAUUUCAGUUGCAAACCUCAGCUCCCGGUGAGUUGAGAGUGUCAGAUGAAGUUCCAGCCAGCUAACAGAGCUGUUUCUCAAACCUUGCUCUUUGUAUACAAUGCAGAAGGCAUUGUUAACAGGGGAGAAGUUUUAUGACAAGCACCUGAGGUCAUUUCAUUUUAUGGGGAAGCAAUCUGAGUAUAAUUUCUUUAAAGAAAUCAUAUCUAUGUUGACAUAUGUUGAAUUCUGGCUCAUAUCAUAAUUGAAGUUUCUAAAUUUGGGUAUUUUAUAUUUUCAUCCAUUAUUUAUUGACAUGGUCUCAUUCAAACACAAAUAGAUUAUUUAAACCUGUGAAUGCAGGUUGAUCUGAAUGUAAAAACAAUAUUAGCCUAUUGCUAUUUUUUAUUUACAGGGAUCAAAUGUUGUGUUGCAGUGAAAGAAAUGUAUAACUCAAACCCAGUCUGAACUUCACAGUUGCUGUCUGCGAGUAUAGUUCAGGGGUUAAAUAAUCAAUGUGAGAGGAUAGAGGAGACACACAGGAAUGUAUAAAUAUAUUUUACAUGAACACACAUAGAAAAUGCUCCCACAAACGCACAAACACUGAAACAUAUUUGCAUAUUCAGUCAUAGCUACAAACACACAAAAAUAUGUUGUAACCCUUUCUUGGUGCUAUAGGAUUAGAUUUAUAUCUCCUUUACCAUGAAAUCAGAAUCUCUGGCGACUAUUCUCUUUACUUGAUUUAAAAAAAGCUGAUGUGUCGUCCAGCCAUUAGUAGCCCAUUGGAUCUGACCCAGCCUCUCACAUAAUGAAAAAGGAUUGAUUUCAGCAUUUUGUGAUGAAUAGCAAUCCAGUCUUAAGAUUUCAAUUCCAUCCUCGCUCCUAACGCAGGUCUUUUUUUUCUAAAAAUUGGCCAUACUCCAGAUUUUACCUGACAAUAUUCUUGCCUUAGUCAUUUGUAACUCCCAAGAAUUAACUUAAAGCUCAGACUACCUUCUGCCUGAAGCAGUGUCUAACCAGUUCAGUUCGCAAAGGGAACAAAGCACUACAACAGCAUUUUGAUAAGAAAAGGCUGUAUGAACCAAUAUCUGUGAACAAAGAAACUAUUGCCUUUACAUUAAGGGUACCAAAUAGUCAAGAGACAUACACUAAUGAAAGGGAAGAAGAGUGACACUUGAAAAGAAGGUUCGGCUUCAGGUUUUCUGUGAGCCAUCCUUCUCAAUUUGCAUGAUGACAAAAAAAAAAAAAAAAAGCAUUCUGCAGUUCAUUCAGGCAGCCUUUUAUCGUUCCCAAAACACAGUGCUCACUAACUUCAGGUGGAGCACGUAAUAAAACAUCACAAAAAUGUUUUGGCAUCGUUGUCUUUUAUGGGCAAUUGUUGGUCUAAUGCAGGGAGGCUAAUUGUCUAGAGCAUUUCCAAGCACUCGAAGAUUACCUUAGCUUCCUUCUGUGCUGCUAUCCAUGGUGUUCAUCAUGAGUACACUGGGUCUCUGAAGACUGCACUGUGAGACAUUAAGAACACAAUGUAAAGCGUGUCUGUCCCUGCCGGGGGGUGUGAGUAUAUUUUAAUGUGCACAUCUAUGUCACAUACACAAAACCUACCAAUACUGACAGAAGGGAUAUCUCCACAAGAGCAUUUAUACGCCAGUGUCUGAUGUUUCUGUCUGUUUACUAGUACAACGCACUGCACUUAAAUUAGCAGACGUUUUCUGAUCAGCAAACCACAAAUUACACCUACUACAUUUUCCAGCAAUGUAUUCUCCAGUCCUGUUCCCCCCCUCUCUAAAGACAUCUUUCAAUUGUCCCCAUCAACCCAAGCUCUAUGAUCAGCUCCCUGAAAACACGGCUGUGAGGGUUGGUGCUGAGAAGUGUCCAAGAAAAUCCAUUUUUUUUGGAAAAUUUAAGAAAUAGCCUUUCCUCUUCUCAUUUUCAUAAUUCAUGCUUGAAAGUAACUGGAUUCGAAUUAACUCUUUGUGUCUGAACAUUAUGCGUGGCAAUUGCAACAGUGAGCCUUUCUUCCUAACUGAAAUCUUUCCUUUCACUAUAAGUCUGGAAGGCUUCACAGUCAUCCAUAACUACGAUCUGGCCACUAGUGAAAUCAUAGCGUAAUAUAAUUUAACUGCCCAAGAUUUUAGCAUAUAAUAAGAUACAAGCACAAAACAAGGGGAUGUUUAUCAAUGCAACUGGACUGCUUGACUGCAGGGAGCUCUCCUUCGAAGCUCUGAUCAAUACAUUGUGCCAAAUACUAUUUCUCUCUGCCCCUCAUUAACUUUCCUCUUUCUCUCAACAUUUUAUUCCCCCUGCAUGUUGGCGUUUCCUCACUGUUCUUAGAUUCCUCCUGUGUCCUAAUCCCUGUCCGUGCUUCCUCCUACACUGUGCUCUCUCCCCCUCUUUCUCCUUCCUCCUGUCUUGUCUUCUCAUGGGCGGUGUGUUGGGUGUGCUGCUGGUGGGAGUUAUGCACUAUAGGUCAUGAGGGUAUGAAAAUAUUUUCCCAGGCCGUAGAGUUCACAAGGCUAAAAUGCACAGAAAACACCUGCCUCCAAAACUGUGACACCCACAAGACCAACCAGCAACGUUAGCUCAAAGUAUCAAAUUCCCUCUAUAAGAAGAACAAGUAGGAUUUAGAAAGGUUUAGACCGCGAACUAUGGCCUUUUAAAGGAAGAUAAUAGGUUUUUUUUUUCCAAAAGAAGGCAAAUCUUGGUUGAAUAAAUAUUCAUAUGUUGGUUGAACAAACUGAGCUCAAGUUUCAGCCUCUAAACAAAGCAUAGUAAGGACAGAAUGCAUAAGAUAGCGAAAGUAAGAUGGGAACUUGUUUGUGACCUCAAGCCGAAACAAUGACAUCCUUUAUGCAUAUCCUCUUAUCUGAAAAUGACUAGAAUUCAUUUCUGUGGAAUACAAUAUGUCAUGUCAUAUGAUCUAUAUGUACUUUAUUGUAGCUAUUCUAGUUUGUAGUCCAAAUGCAGUCCAGCGUUGUCGAUACAAUGUGAACUAUGUUAUAUUUGUGUGGAUGAUGAGAGUGCCAACUAAGCCUGAUUAAGAUUAGCUUCGCGAUUUGUUUGUGCAUUAUGAUGACUCAUCAUCAACCGGUGGUGUCCAUAUUUCUGUCAUUGAUGAUUUAGUUUGACAGUAAGAAAAUGUAAAGAAUAUUGGAAGCAAUAUAGUAGCAUGUUGUCCUGUUUUGUGUUUUAUGUCUGUUGUAUGAACCUUUGAAAUUACUAAGAUUUUGAAUGAAUAGGUUUACAUGUACUUUUUGUAAGUUAUGAAAAUGCUGCUAUUUGAUAAGUAAACUAUACAAAAUAUUUUAGUUGAAAAGAUGUCUGGUCUGUUGAUUAGAAACAUGCUCUUAAAGGCUGGAGCAUAAAACGAGGUGUAUAGAAUACUAUACAGUAUUGGUAAGAUAGUAAAAGUAAUAAUAGACUCCAUAGUACAACCUGUGCCAAACUAGACCUCCGCAGCUUCUGAAAUUGUAGAUGUGCGAUCAAAUGUUAGAUAUCAAUAACUUGUUUAGAAGUGCUGAUCAAGUGCCAAUCAAACACUGUCUUUUAAGUUAAGAAAAGAUAAUCAAAUACAUUACUUAAGAAAACAAAGGACAAAGAACUUUUUGUGCAUUGUUUUAUCCCAUAGGUACAUAGAGUAAGAGUUAAAGAUUGUGAUUUUUAUGGAUCCAUGUUGUUUUACACUCCAUGCAUCCCUUGUGUGUUUGUUUGACCUGUGGCUUAAGUACUGCUGUUUUCUCACAAAUGUCUCUAUAGGCCAGCAUGGACUAAGCAUAACAUGUUAUAAGCAUUCAUAACAUAGCCAUUAACAAUCAAAAAUGUGUUUGUGGAGUUAGGUGUUAUCUUUUUGCACGUCUUCUAUUGCAUGGUAUCAAAGUAAAUUAUGGAGGAAAAAAAAGUUACAAAAAUUUGCGAGGUGUCUCGCAACAUUCAAAGACAUAACACUGCAUGCAGUCAAAUGUAAAGCACUUAAGUUUACUCGCCUCAUGUUAAAAAAGUUGUUUUUUAUGUUGUGAGUUGGGAGGGAGCUCAUUAUUGUCAUGUUGGCCCAAAAAAAAAAAAAGACACAUAGACAUGCGCACACACACACACAUGCACACACACACAUAUAUACAUACACAUACACACAUGCACUCAUACACACACACAGGCAUCUCAGAUCAAAUUGUCAUCAGUCAAAUUCAUCUCUCUCGACAUCAUCAGAGAAGAUAUUUUUAGGUACAGUGAGGAGUAUUAAAAAUGUGAAACAAGCAAACGUGAAAAUGUUAUUCAGUGCAUUGGCUCCUUGUGUUUUGCUUUUUUAGGAUAUCAGACAUGCAUUUCUUUUACAAACAGGUUGAACCUCAUGUAACCUGUCCCAUAAUGUUUUUAGAAUUUUUUUAUGUCACAGCCUGAAAGCCCAGAUCUAAUCUAUGAAUGUACCCAUUUACUCUUUUUAUUUUUUUUUAAUUUCUGUUGAAUGUUAUCGGUCUUUAAUGUAAAUUCAGGGCAGGAAUGUCAAAUACAUGUAGAGUUAAUAUCUGUGUCAAUAACAGAUUACAGCUAUAGUCAGGUAGGCCUCACAUGGCCAUAGUCAUGAACCAGAUAUGUUUUAACACAACUUCCGAUUCGCUGUCAACAUUAUCUUGUUUGUUUGGUGUUGCAUAAAUGCACUUUACUGAUCAGUGGGUCAUACUGGGUGUGAAAUGAAAUGCUUUCAACAGUUUUUAUUUUAUUUUUUGCCUUUUUUUUGCUGUUGCUCUGAUGUUACUUUUAUUCAUUUAUUCCCUGAUCUUGUUGGGUCUCAUGAAUGAUGGAAAGGGCUGGAGUCUCAGACAAAAUAGAAAAGUAGCACCUGUUUCCUCACUUGAAGGCUUCUCCUUCACAUUCCCUUCAGCAGAGGUUUGUGUCAAUCACUGAGUGCUUUGUUUUUAACUAACAUGUGAAACACCAGGAAGGAUCCGUACACUUUUGUCCUUUUGCAUCCUCUUUUGCUUUAAAGUACAAAUUAGAAAAUCGUUUUCAUAUCUCCAGCAAAUUGGAACUGAAGCACUGGGGGCUGACGUUACUAAGGGAUGCAAGCUCAAGGUCUUGCUGUUAUAACGGUCAGAUCUGAGAGGCAUAAUCGGCACCAGCAAAAUGAAGAUUGCCUCUGCCACCUCAACAUGAUGAAAAUCACAAAGGAAACCUAUUAGACUUUGAAUGGUAAAGGCCUAGUUACAUGAAUGAUAUUUCUGUCUCAUUCUUUUGUGCUGCAAAACCCUGUCAUUGCAUUUACUGCUUCACAUCUGAAUGCCAAACAAAUUACGGUAUCAUUCCAAAAGUUGUUAUGUUUUGUAUUUAUUUUCACUCCAAAUAUGUUCUGGACGUUCAUCCACCCCCACGGAGCCCUUUCACAAGAAGGCUAGGACUGGUUUUAAACGCUACAAACUGGCUAAGGCUGCUUGCUCCUCUCUUAAAACCUCUUCUACCUGAGUCUCACUCUCUCUCAGCCUACAUGAUAUCACGAUUUGUGUUUCAUCACACUGAGCACCUGCUACUGUGUCCGCCCUUUAAACAGAUUAAGGUAUUUCUGAGCCCUUUCGUCUGAGAAAAUACAGGAUUCUUGCCAACCAGACAUGAGGCCAUUUUUGUCUUUGACCCUCUGAACCUCCCAUGAACUUAGUUGACUUCUCCAUCCCCAAGAACUCAUGUAUGUGUUGGAUAUUUUACACCACCUUUUACUGUCAAACUCUGCGAGACUGUUGUUUUUUUGUUUUGUUUUCUGAUUAUCUGGACUAUUCUGCAGGGUUAAACGCUUGCUUAAGUGUAAACUGAAGAAAGCAUGCCAGUACCUUGCAAACAUUUUCACGUCAUUGUAAAAUUUUCUUUCGGGGUUCAGUUUUUACUUCGGUUAACCUCUGUUCGCUCCAUCUCAGAAAAAAAUGGACUGACAGCAUACGAUCCAAUAUUCCAACCUAAGCAAAGUGAUGUUUUGUUGAUUGGGUACAUUUCUCUUUGAUAUUAGUGAUGACGGUUCUGUCUUUCGUUUGUGACGAGGAGAAUCUGUGAAAGUCCACAGUGUUAACUACCUAAAGGGCUUUCUAGGACAGCAUUUAUAUGUCUUUUAAGAUGAAAAAGUCCUCUGAAUAUAUUCAGAAAUUCGAGGAAAAUGCCUUCUUGUGCCAUUUUAGAAAAAGUGUGAAAGAUUUUUAUGGCAAAUAUUUGUCAGCAAGAGUGCCAAAUAAUUCCAUACUGAGCCAAAAGGCUGCCAGCCUACAUAACUAAAUGUUGAGAUCACUGGAAUGGUUACGUCCCAUUUCCACUCCCCUUGAAAAACAUCACCCUAAUUGUAUGACGUUUGAGCUCAUGUACCAUUAUUGUUAUGCUGCCAGUCUGUUUUCUGCUUUUGUCAGAGAAACAUCUCAGAAGCAGUAUAUUUUCUAAAUGAUACACUGUUGAUAAAAAGACAACAGCUACUAUGGUGAGGGAAUGAGAGGAUUUUAAAAGUGUCAUUGUUUUUAUUAUUAGUUUAUUUGAACAUUAUUCAUUAAUAGAUUUAACGGUAAUGACUAUUUAAUGUAACUGUAGUACUGUGUUUGUAAAAGAAAUUCAGUGAGUUGUGUUUUAUGACUCGUGGACUACCAGUGAAGUCAGCAUUUCAGUGUUAAUAAUUGAAUUGUUUUUUAAAGAUUAUUUUUGCG